Messenger RNA from Paramecium pentaurelia, 3717 nucleotides. NCBI's taxonomy places the organism in Eukaryota, Ciliophora, Oligohymenophorea, Peniculida, Parameciidae. The record is from the annotation of a GenBank genome assembly.
AUGAAAAUCAAUGAUCCUUUAUUGGAGUAGAGAGAUAUCUAAAUCCAUAAAGAUGAUUGGCUUUAUACAAGAAUUUCCAAAAUGAUUAGAUUGAUUAACAAUAAAAGAGAAUAACUCUAAAAUAAUUCAUUGUAAGAAUAUUGUGUUAAAAUAACUGAUUCAAAUUAUAUCCUAAAACAUUACAAUAAGUAAAUACAUUGAUAUAAUUUUUAGUAUUGAUUCAACAAAUGUUUACAAAAAAAUGAAACAAAUUUUAGUAAAGAAUUUUUUUAUUGUUAGAUAACAAACUCAAUUUUUAUUUUUAUCCAAUAAGUUAUUGCAUCUAUAUUAUAAUUAGCAAAUAUUUUGAUGUUAGAUUUAUUUACUGAUUCUCUAAAAGAAGAAAAUUAUUAUUAUGUUCUUUAUUUGAUUUUACUACUCAUAUUUUCAUUUACUAAGUAUUUUUAUUAGUUAAUAAUGCAUAGAACAUAUUUAAUUUCAAUUCAAACACAUUAAAUAACCUAAUUUUUAGGAAAGUUAGAUGUAUUAUGUAAUUAUGAAUUAUACAAAAAAUUACUUGCAACCCAUCAAUAUUAAAAAGAUUAAAAUAUCCCAAAUAUAAAUGUAAGUAUCUCUAAUAAUUGUAUUUAGACAUUGAUAACAAAUGAUUUAGAAUAGAUUAAAUAAUUACAUUUUUCUUUAAAAGAAGGAACUUUAGCUAGUUGCAUGCUUAUAGGAUGCAUAUCAUUCUUAUAUUAUAAAGAUGUACAUGCAGGCAAUGUAAUAUUAAUAGUAAUUGUAUGUGCUUAAGUGUUUAAUUUUAUUGUAACUUUUAUAAUGAUGCAAGCAUAAGAACGUUUAUUUUAUAGGAAAGAUUAAAGAAUUAAUUUGACAACAGAUGUAUUACAUGGCAUUAAAUAAAUAAAAUAUCUUUCAUGGGAAUAAAUAUUUAGUAAUAAAAUAAUAUUUAAGAGGAAAAUGGAAUUUUAGAUGCUUAUAGUAGUUAAAAUAUUUGAUGGUCUUUUAGUUUUAUUUUGGAAUAAUAUAAAUUAUAUAUUACUUUACUUUUAUAUCUAAAAUAGUAAGAUUAAUUUAAUAGAUUUAAAUGUUUUCACAUUGAUUGCUAUAUUCAACUCAAUGAUGUAUGAAAUCUAUAAAAUAUUUUAGUUACCCUUUAGGUAUUUUACCAUUUUGUAUCAAUUUCUUACUAAGUGCUAUUGUAUCAAUAAAAAGAGUUAAUACUUAUUUUAACUAAAUGGAUGUAGUAGAUAUAAAGGGGAAUUAAAUAUUUGGAAAUAAUGAAAUUAUAUUAAAAAUUGAAGAAGGAAUCUAUAAAUUAAGUGAUAACUUUAGUUUAAGAAUUAAUAAUUUAUAAAUAAAAAAACAAACUCUUAAUUUUAUAGUUGGUCCAAUUGGAUCAGGUAAGAGUACUCUUUUUAAUGUAAUAUUAAAUGAAUUGUAAGAUAUAAAAGAGAAAUCAAAAUAGAUAGGAGGAACUAUUUCAUUUUGUUCAUAAAAUAGUUGGAUUCAAAAUUAAACAAUUAGAUAAAAUAUAUGUUUUGGUUAAGAAUAUAAUUAAUAAUAAUUUACAAAAGUUGUUGAAUUAUGUUAAUUAAAUGAAGAUAUAUAGAAAUUUGAGAAUUUUGAUUAGUAUUUAGUAGGUCCUGAUGGAAAUAAUUUAAGUGGUGGUUAAAAAUAAAGAAUAGCAUUAGCAAGAGCUAUAUAUUAAAAUUCAGAUAUCUAUUUAUUUGAUGAUGUAUUUUCAUCUCUUGAUAUACCUGUUGCAGAUUCUAUAUUUUAGAAUCUUAUUAUAAAUUAUUUAAGUAAUAAAACAGUACUAUUUAUAACAUCUAAUUAACAUUUUAUAAAUAAAAUUCCUAAAAAUGCCAAUAUAAUUUUAAUGGAUUAAGGAUCAAUUAUUGAAUAAAAUACUAAUGAUUAAUCUAUAAUUAGAAAAAUGAGUAAAAAAUCUGAUGAUUUAAAUAAUGAUGAAGAAUAAGUAGGAAAUAAAGAUGAAAAUAAUGAUUAAGGUUAAGAUUUAGAAGAAAGAGAGACAGGAGAAGUGGAUACUAAAGUAUGGUUAUAUUAUUUCUCAUCAAUGGCAUGGCCAUUAAUUAUAUUAUAUUUGAUAUUCAAUUUCUCUUUAUAAGGUGCUUUGUCAUAUAUUGAUUUUUGGUUGAAGAAUGAACACUUUGAUAAUAAUUUCUCUUCUAAAUUCACAUAACUCUUAUUAUUAGCAUUAGGUGUUACACUAUUUAGAGCAACAUUUUAUGUAUUGGUAUCACUAAAAUCUUCAUGGACUAUUUUUAAAUAAUUGAAUGAUUCAAUAAUGAGAGCAAAAAUGGUAUUUUUUGAUAAAACUAAUGCUGGAAGAAUUAUUAAUAGAUUAUCAGGUGAUAUGGAAACUAUUGAUGGUUUAUUGCCAUGGAGUUUUGAUAUAUUUUUAGAAGCUUUAGCUAGAGGAAGUGGAUUUGUUAUUGGACUAAUUAUUUUAUUUCCUUACAUUAGUAUAGGAUUAAUUGGAGUUUUCUAUGCUUAUUAUUAUAUUGCAAAUACAUAUAUUAAAACUAAUAGGGAAUUAAAAAGAUUAAAAUAAGUUAAUCAUGCUGAAUUAUUAGGAUGGAUCAAUGAAACAUAAAAGGGAUUAAAAAUUAUUAGAGCAUAAUAAAAAUAAACUUAUUUCUUUGAUUAUUAUUUAGAUAAAUUGCAUACAUGGAAUGCAUGUGAAUAAAGUAGUUUAAGAGCUAAAUUUUGGUACUUUGUAAGAUUGAACUUAAAUUGUAAUUUAUUAUUAUUAUUAUCUACUUUUGUUAUUUUAUUAAGUACUGAAAAUUAUGGUAGUAAAGCUUUAGCAUUGACUUAUUCCAUUUUAAUUAUUGAUAAUUUUAAUGACUUAUUUAAUUUUUAUUUAUAAACUGAACAGAUGAUUAUAUCUGUCGAAAGAGUUAGAUAAUAUUCUAAAAUACCUUAAGAAGAUAUAUAUAAGAAAAACACAUUAAUUAAAGUUAUUAAUUUUGAUGAUUCAUGUGAUCUAACAGUUAAACCUAUUAUAGAUUUAGAUAUUGAAAUUGAAUUUAAAGAAAUAUGUCUUUCAUAUGAUUAAAUUAAUUAUUAACUAAAAUCUCUUAACUUAAAAAUUAAGAAAAAUGAAAAAAUAGCAAUAGUAGGUAGAACUGGAUCAGGCAAAACAUCAAUUAUGAAUGUUCUUUUUUAACUUUAUUAAUAAUAAACAGGAAAUUUAUUUAUUAAGGGACAAGAUGUAUUUAUCAAUAUUUAAAUAGGCUCAAUAUUUAUCAUUAUAAGAAUUACGUUCUUAAUUAUCUAUAGUACCUUAAUUUGGAUUUCUUUUUGAAGGUUCUUUAUAUGAGAAUUUGGAUCCUGGAUAAACUAUAGAUAAAUAAUAAAUAGAUCAAUUAUUGACUUAGUUCAAUUAACUAAAACCUGAUAUAACUAUUGAAUAAGGUGGUAAUAAUUUAUCAAAUGGAGAAAAAUAAUUGAUAAAUUAUUUAAGAAUAGUCUUAUAAAAUAAGUCUAUAAUAUGUUUGGAUGAAGCUACUUCAAAUAUUGAUCCUCAAACUGACAAAGUAUUAUUGUUAUGAUGAUUAGCUACUCCAUGAAUAUCUGUUUAAAUUUACUGAGAAUAAAACCCUUAUUGUUAUAACACAUAGAUUAGAUCACUUAGACAAAUAUGAUAGAGUAAUAUAUUUGGAUAAAGGAAAGAUUUAGAAGAUAUAAUGA